AUGGUCCAUUCCAGAAACUUUACGAUGGGAUACUUAACUGGAUCCCAGAGACGUCCGGGCAAUAAAGGUUACCCAAGACCUGGCUUGACAAUAUCUGGAGCAAUUAGUCUUGCAGUGGAUGAAAUUAACAAUUUACAUCCAAUAAGAGACAACCACACGAUAAGUUUUACGGUUGCCGAGACGUAUGGAGAGGAAUCAGAAAGCAUUUAUAAAACUGCCCUUUUGUGGACUCAAGAGGUGGCUGUUUACAUCGGUCCUCAAGAGACUUGUAUUCAUGAGGCAAAGAUGGCUUCCAGUUUUAACCUCCCAAUGAUAUCAUAUUUUUGCGCUCACCAUGAAGCCUCCGAUAAGAAACAAUUCCCUACGUUUGCCCGAACACGGCCUCCUGAUACACAAAUCUCCAAAUCCGUCGCAUCCCUGCUGCUAAGUUUUGGCUGGAAGCGAAUCGCUCUUCUUUACUCUUCAACGCAAGAUCGAGGAUUCAAAGAGGUUUCUGGGACCAUUCUAGAGACACUGCGAACAGCUCAAGUUGAAGUACGAUUUUUAGGCAGUUGGCCAGAGACGUACCAUUAUGGAUAUGGAGAAAACCCAUUUGAUAAGCUUGUAGAAGAUUCUUACAAAGACGCUAGAAUUUACAUUGUAUUAGGAUAUUACUUUGAGCAUCUCGGUUUGAUGGUAAGCUUGCAAAAACGAGGUCUGUUGGACAACGGAGAGUACUAUGUUGUUGGAGUAGAUAUUGAACAAUAUGAAAUUCAGAAUCCACGACGAUAUUUGAAAGGUCUUCUGCGAGAUGAAAUUGAAGAAGUGGCAAAAAACGCUUUUCAGUCGUACAUAGGUAUUGUUGGAAGUCCACCGGUUGGGUUUGAGGAUUUUACAGUAAAGGUCAACAAAUAUAUGCAGUUGCCUCCCUUCAAUUUUCCUAACCCAGUCAGUACUGGUGGCAUGAAACGAGUACCAGCAGAAGGAGCGUAUUUGUACGAUGCAGUCUAUGUGUACGCAAGGGCGUUAAAUGAAUGUCUACUUCAUAAUGAUAAUCCACUUGAUGGCAGAGGUAUUAUGAAAUAUAUUAUAGGAAGAACAUAUUUCAGUGCGAUGGGCUACAUGGUAUACAUGGACGAGACAGGAGACGCAGAAGGCAAUUACACAUUAAUUGCGAGAAAAGCUAUUCCUGGCAUUGAAGGAGAGUACGGCUUGUAUCCCGUUGGUGUGUUUCAACUGCAUGAAAACAGAACAUCUAUGCCUGUAAAUCCUUUCUUCUACACACAGCAUUAUCCUACUUCUAUUAAGAAAAAGUUAAUGUAUAAAUGCAUGCUGUGGAAGCUUGCUAUAGGGAUAACUGGGGGUUUGGUGUUUGUUUUACUUAUAGGCAUGUUGGUGGCAUAUAAGAACUGGGCUUACGAGCAGGAGCUGGACAGUUUGAUUUGGAAAAUUGAUUACAAAGAUAUCCAAAUAAACGAGUACACGCCUACCACAACGCUAGGAAGAAUGGCAAGAAGUUUAUAUCCACUACUACGUACAAGUCAAGUAUCUCUAAGCUCGAAUGCAGACACAGAUUUCCGCUACAGUAGUAUUUAUACCACAGUGGGGAUUUUUAAGGGACGUAUGGUAGCUAUAAAGCGAUUGAGAAAGAAGAAUGUUGAUAUUACUCGUAAAAUGAAGAAAGAGCUUAAACUAAUGCGAGAUUUGCGUCAUGACAACUUGAAUCCUUUUAUUGGUGCUUGCGUUGAAUGCCCUAACAUAUGCAUCGUUACUGAAUACUGUUCCAGAGGAAGUCUAAAGGAUAUUUUAGAAAAUGAAGAUGUAAAGUUGGAUAAUAUGUUCAAUGCAUCACUUAUAGGAGACAUUGUUAGGGGUAUGAGUUAUCUACAUGACAGUGCUUUACGUUCGCAUGGAAACUUGAAAUCCUCCAAGUGCCUAGUUGACAGCCGAUGGGUAGUUAAAAUUGCGGAUUUUAGUCUGCACGAGCUAAAAGCUGGAUCUACUCCUGACGAUGACUCUUCAGAUUUCGAAAAGCAGUGCUACAAAUUGUUAUGGCGAGCACCUGAACUACUGCGAGAACCAAAUGCUCCUCCUUGUGGAACACAAAAGGGAGAUGUUUAUUCUUUUGGUAUCAUUCUCUACGAAAUAACAUUUCGCUCUGGGCCCUAUGGAUUGAAGGAGAAAACUCCCUCUGAAGUCAUCAAGUCAGUGAUGCGUCGUGACCAAUGUCCUCCGUUUCGACCUCGCGUUUCGAAGUCAGAGGAUUGCUUUGACUGUGUUGUGGAUUGUAUGCAAGAAUGCUGGUCAGAAGAGCCUGAAGAGAGGCCCGAUUUCAAAACGAUCCGUACAAAGCUCAGGCCCAUGAAGAAAGGAAUGAAACCUAAUAUAUUCGACAAUAUGCUGGCUAUGAUGGAAAAGUAUGCAAAUAACUUAGAAGCUCUUGUAGAUGAAAGAACUGAUCUUCUGAUUGAAGAGAAGAAAAAAACAGAUGCUUUACUGUACGAAAUGCUUCCCAAAUAUGUAGCAGACCAGUUAAAGAAAGGGAACAAAGUUGAAGCCGAAUCAUUCGACUGCGUGACAAUUUAUUUUAGCGAUAUCGUUGGUUUCACAACGAUGUCUGCACAAAGUAGUCCCCUUCAGGUGGUUGAUUUCUUAAACGAUCUUUACACUUGCUUCGAUUCCAUCAUUGAGCACUACGACGUGUAUAAAGUGGAGACCAUUGGAGAUGCGUACAUGGUUGUGAGCGGAUUGCCUAUUCGGAACGGAGAUCGCCAUGCUGCUGAAAUUGCAUCAAUGGCUUUACACCUGCUCGAGGCCAUCAGGAAGUUCACCAUUCGACACAAGCCAGAUGAAACGCUUAUGCUGAGGAUAGGAAUACAUUCAGGAGCUGUUUGUGCUGGUGUCGUUGGUCAAAAAAUGCCUAGGUAUUGCUUGUUUGGAGACACUGUGAACACAGCUUCAAGAAUGGAAUCAACGGGGUUACCUCUACGAAUUCACUGUAGUAAAGCUUGUAAAUACUUACUAGAUAAACUAGGAGGAUACAAUUUUGAAGACAGAGGAUUGGUCAGUAUAAAAGGGAAAGGAGAAAUGUCCACCUACUGGCUGGUUGGUCAGGAUGAAUACAGAAAAAGAACGCCUCAGAAACAAAGUAUAUCUGUGCGCACUCCAGAUGUUCUUCGAUCGACAACAAGAUCAUCCUUGAGACAAAACAAAUUUUCGAAAUUUAAUACGAACAGAAGACUAUCCUUGGAGUCCCAGAAAAAACUUCGAUUCGCUCCAAACAGUCCCAAAACAAUAUCCACCACCAUAUCACCAAAUACUUCCGAAGUUUGUUCGGAAGGUGCAACAAUAGACGAUUUCAAAGACGUUCCUAAUCAUCAUGAUGAUAAAACACUCGUGUCACCUGUUUCAUCAUCAAAAUAUGACCGUAAACGAAGCUCCUGUCCGUGUCUUUGCGAAAGUUGUGAAACGUGCACCGAUACACAAAAGCAUAUUUUGGGUAGAAAGGGUCCAACAUUUAUUCUUCACAACGCUUCGCUUGAGAAAAUAUCUGUUGUUCAAGACGCGAAUAAUCAGAGCCAAAGUAACUUUGUUAAAGGUUGGAGAAGACUGUCUAGGAUAUCUUCCUUCGUUUCUUGCCUAGGAUCAGGUGAAGUAAAUGACUUUAUUAUGUCUGAUGACGUCAGAAAAAUGCAGAAAGAUGGCGUACACUUAUCAGUGAUUGGUCAUUCGGAGAGUGAACCGUUUUUACCCCAUUUGUAUCACAAUUAUCAGGCCAGAACUGAUGCCGCUGUAUAAUGUUAUUGAUGUAAAUAUUAAAGCAAAUGAAAAAUUGAUUCUGAUACAGUUAAUUUAGCUAAUUAUUGCUGAUAUUAUUUUUUUUUGUUUUUAGCAUUGAUACCCAAAGCUGCAAUGUUAGUAAUUU
Uloborus diversus is the source of this 3904-nucleotide messenger RNA. RefSeq names its product guanylate cyclase 32E-like. The record is from RefSeq and is a predicted model, not a curated record. Gene Ontology annotation, molecular function: guanylate cyclase activity; peptide receptor activity; protein kinase activity. Gene Ontology annotation, biological process: receptor guanylyl cyclase signaling pathway; intracellular signal transduction; protein phosphorylation. NCBI's taxonomy places the organism in Eukaryota, Metazoa, Arthropoda, Arachnida, Araneae, Uloboridae.